This is a messenger RNA of Rangifer tarandus platyrhynchus (Svalbard reindeer), 489 nucleotides long. The record is from the annotation of a GenBank genome assembly. Lineage: Eukaryota; Metazoa; Chordata; Mammalia; Artiodactyla; Cervidae.
AUGGACUACCUGACCAGGGAAUCUAGUCUGACCAGCACGGAAGUCGCAUCUGAAAUCAGCCCUGCCCUGGAAAGCCUGUGGCUGGCGGGUGUUGCUGGCGUCCCAGGGAACCUGUACUUCCGGGUCUGUUCCGGUUGGGAAGGAAGGAGCGCCAGCAGCCAAUCAGGCUCCGCCGAGCGGCUGUAUUUAACCCUUCGGGGUCCAGGCUCCCGGGACGGAGGGGACUUUUACGGAUCGUCUCUGAGGAAAUGGAAGCUCCAGAAAGAUAAAUACCUUCUCCCAAGUUACGCCGCCUGUAAAUGGCUGAGUCGGAACGAGGAGGAAGGGAACCAACGUGGAUACGGCACCUACUCCGCGUCCAAGAGCCUCGCAGAAGUCGUCUUCGCUUCUGCAGAGGAGAUUCAGGGAGGUUUAGGCACCACGCCGACAUCACACAGCGAUGAAGAGGCAGGGCUGGCAGUUGAACGUAGGUCUAGCCGACUCUUAUAA